Molecule: messenger RNA, 1108 nt
Organism: Salvia miltiorrhiza (redroot sage)
Lineage: Eukaryota; Viridiplantae; Streptophyta; Magnoliopsida; Lamiales; Lamiaceae
Product: transcription initiation factor TFIID subunit 7-like
Exons: 6
Coding region: 213-815 (200 amino acids)
Biological process (GO): transcription initiation at RNA polymerase II promoter; RNA polymerase II preinitiation complex assembly
Cellular component (GO): transcription factor TFIID complex
Molecular function (GO): RNA polymerase II general transcription initiation factor activity
Source: RefSeq, a predicted model, not a curated record
AAGUACUAAUAAUAAUCUCAAACUAUUCUUCUAAAAAAAAAUAAAAAUAAAAUCUACCUCUAAUUAUUCGCCGUCGACACUGCGCUCUCUCCUUCCCUCUCUCCGUGGGAUGACUUCACAUCUCUUCUGCUAUAAGAUGUUGGGAUUUGGCAAAAAAUAAGUAGUAUUGUUUGGGAACAUAUUGUGUUGUUGUGAGAGAAAAAUUGAAGGACAUGGAAGAGCAGUUUAUACUGAGAGUGCCACCAGCUGUUGCCGAAAGAAUUGAGCGACUCUUAAAUGAUUCAUCUGCUUCUUCUGAAGACAAGAACUUGGAUAUGGUGUUUUCUGAGGAUGGAAGGACUGGUACAUUUGUUAUAGGCAAUGACCGCUUCUCUUCAUCCCUCUUGGAUCUUCCUUCCGUUGUAGAGUCGUACAAGACUUACGAUGACAAUGUCUUGAUUAAAACUGCAGACAUUGGUCAAAUGAUAAUGGUGAGAGAUGAGAGUGACGGUGUCCCCGAAGCAGUGGAGUAUAGACACGGACUUACUCCACCCAUGAGGGAUGCUCGAAGGCGAAGAUUUCGUCGAGAGCCAGAUUUAAAUCCCGAGGUUGUCCGUCGUGUAGAGAGAGAUUUGCAGAACAUCAUGGCUGGUGGAACAGCUGAGAGUAUUGGUGUUGAAAUGGUUGAGCCUGAGGAAUAUGGCGACGAAGAUGCUCGCAAUGCGAGUAAGAUGGUGGCAUCUACACCUUUAGCAAAGCCUGAUGCGCCUGAAGCUGGAACGGUUGGUGGGGAGCCUGAUGGGAGUGAUUCUGAUGAGACUGAUGAUUCUAUGUGAACUAAAAGUCUGAAAAUCUGGAUACAUGAAUGGGGAAAAUGCUAUUGGCUUAUUGAAUUAGUGAUGGGAUAAAUUUAUGCCUGCUAUGUCUCCUUUACAAAAUCCUGGUCUCCAACUUCUGUGCCGACACCGGCAGCACAAGGUUCUAAUCGGUACUUAGUGUUUUCUUAUGAAGCUUAGCACAAUUAUUGUUUAUAAAGUUUAGUAACCUUCUUGAUGUAUGAAGGUUUCAGAUUAUUGUAACAUUGGUACAGCUAUGGGAUUUUCUUAGUAAAUGAGACGAGAAUUAUGCA